AUGUACAAGGGAAGGAACUCAUCAUCACCCUAUGAAAGGCCUUCCAUGAAAGAAAGAGAUUCAGGUAGUAAAUUUAUUGUUGCAAAAAACCCUUUUCGUCAUACAACAAGGUCUUCAGUUUCACCACCGCCUCCACCACCAGCGACUCAUUCCUCAACGGGAAGUGGUGGUACGUCGACUUCAAGUAGUGAUAGAAAUGCAAGCAAUAAUAAUGGACGAAAACCUUCACCCCCUCAACCUCCGCCUCCUCCACCUUCCUCAUCAUCAUCUUCGAGCACAUCAUCGUCUUCUAAGCCUCCUCCUCCACCUCCUCUUUCAUCCUCAAACACAUCUUCACCAAAGCCAAACCGUCCACCACCACCUCCAAUCGAUACGAACAAUUCUUCUUCGAAAGCAACCGUCUUAGCAACUAAGAUUACAGAACGUCCGCCUCCACCUCCACCAUCUUCGAAUUCCUCCUCUCCACAACAGAAUAAAGAGCGAGUAGGAAGUGAUUCGUCUGGUCACAAAGAUCGUUAUGAGAGCAGUCGACGAGAGGAUAGUAGCGAUUACCACAGACACAGAAGUAGCAGCCCACCCAAACGACAAAGCUCUUCCAGUAGGAGCCAUGAUAAUGACAGUCCAAUAAGAAGCCCUCAAAAACGAAGUACAAGUCCAAAUCGCUUUAACAAAUACAGCAAUAACAAUGGUUCUCAUUAUAGAGAUAAACAUUACCAUUCUGACCAUAGUCGAAGCAGGAGUCCAAGUAGAAAUUAUUACAAUAGUCACACUUCUGAGAAGAACAAGGAAUCCUCAACAAAUAAGACCACCUUAUUGCCUAUUUCACCUAAAGAAGAACGUAAGAUGCCUGAUAUUCAAGAGAAUCAAAAAGGAUCUCCAUCUAUUGCAUCAGUACCUCAACCUCCACCUCCACCACCGUCUUCUUCGAAUGGAGAACAAGUUCCACCUCCACCACCACCAUUAACAAAAACUUCCCCAGAACGGACUACCAAUUUACAAAAGAUCCAAAUUCCUCCACCUCCAAUCGAAUCUCCUCAUAAAAAGGAAUAUGGAAGAAUUUCUACAAAGGUUACACCUCCACCACCACCACCAUUAACCUCAGCAGCGGAUGUCAAUCAAAAAUCAAACUUUAAUAACAAACAAGAAAAAACUACUGACCGCAAGAAACCACAACACGAGGAAGAUCAAGUAUCUAGUAUCAAUAUCAAACAAUCUAGUGAAAAACCUGCAGAAAGGCCAAAAGAAGGAGAAAAAAGAAAGUUGGAUCUGAUAGAAGUUGAUAAUGUUAGCCCAAAGAUUCCAAAAAUAGUCGAUAACAGAAGUACAACUAAUAUUGAAGUUGCAGUACCCGCAGAAAAAAAAGAACUGAGUGACAAAUCUGCAUCGCCUGAACAAUCUAUCAUUACUUCGAUCACAAUGAAUAUUUCGGAGAAGCUUAAACCAGCAUCUACGACAGAAGCAAGACCCCAGCCGCAUAGCAGAGUACUUCGGAUAAGUAUUGAAAAUAGAAAUCCGAUUGUUAACAAUGAGCUAGAAGGAUAUGGUAUUUUCAAAUUCUUUCCAAAUGCCACGAGAGCGAAGAAAGAAGGCGUAAGAGAUUAUUUGAUAGAAUUUUCAAGUAUAGAAGAUGUAAUACCGUUCUUAGAGAGAGAAAGUAUAGCUUCCAUAGACGAAGAAUACAUUACUCUUAAAAUUCCGAAAAGUUCAAUUCCUCAUCAGUACAAACAUAAUGAUAAUUUAUUAAUCUCAGAUAUUAUUGAGUUUUUAAAAGGUAAAUCAGAUCGUGGAUAUGGAGAUGUUGCACACACUUAUUGGGAGAAUUUAGUUGAAACAUUGAAGAUUCCCGAUGCGAGCUCUUCCGUUGAUUUUUUGAAAUUCCGUGAGCGUAGAGUUUUGAAAAAAAUUGAAGGAUUUGAUUUUGGAAUAUUAGUGAACAGUACUUCUAAAGUAGAAGGAGGAGUUGAAAAAAUGAAUUCAUCUACAAAAGAAUCAUGUUUUAUAUAUGCAUUCGUUAUGGAUAAACCAGAAUUACACAGCUGCGUUCUUACUGUGGAUGAAUUGAGAAAAUGUUUUCCGACGGCGAAAAAUAUUUCAAUUGUUGAUCCGGAAAAGAUUUUAUUGGAGUUUAAUAGUGUUGAUGACAUGAAGGUGUACAAGAAAAUUAGUAAUCACAACAUAUAUAGAGUAAGAAAUAGGGAGUUCUUUUUAAAGAAGGCUUCUCAGAUAAAACAACAGAUGGUUGUGUCACGAAACGAUGAUACAUCGUCUGUGGUCAUGAAUGGAGAAGUUGAAAUUGUAUGCCCUAUCACCCCAACAACACUCGAUUCUGCUCCAAGCAUAGCAUCAUCUUCAACAGAAACACCAAAAAGUAGCAAGGCACAAGAAAUAUUGAGCUUAUUGAGGAGACAACUACAAGAAAAAACUCCAAAACCACCCUCAGAAUCAGAAGGGCAACGUGUUGAAUCGCUUCGAAACAUAUUAAGACAACAAAUGUCGGGAAAAUCAUCAACUAGCCCUACAAGUAACACAAGUGAUACCAAUAAUUCAUUUAUUCAUUUAGAAGAAAACUAUUCAGACAAUAUGGAAGAUAUUCAUGAGGAAAACGAUGUUAUGGAAGUGACUGUUGAAGAGGAAAAUAAUGAACCUCCCAAACCAGAAAUUCAAAAUCUACGGUCAAUGCUCAGACAACAAAUGACGGAACAAAAGAAUGAUACUCUUCGAACACCACAAAAACCAAGAAAGAAAACAUUUUCAUAUCACUACUCACUCUUUCAUAAAUCAUUUACCAAAUAA
Naegleria fowleri is the source of this 2793-nucleotide messenger RNA. RefSeq lists its product as uncharacterized. The transcript has 2 exons. The coding region runs from base 1 to 2793 and encodes 930 amino acids. NCBI's taxonomy places the organism in Eukaryota, Heterolobosea, Eutetramitea, Acrasida, Naegleriidae. The record is from RefSeq and is a predicted model, not a curated record.